CCAGGCGUAGAUCACCCCCCUCAAGGGCGAUUGUCAGCUGGUAAAACUUCACAUCAGGCUCAGCGCCUUGCCUCGCCUCGCUUGCCUCUUUUCGACACGCAAACAACGGGAGCUCUUGUCCGACAAUGGACCCGAUAGAGGUGCUUGACCUACCACAGGUGUGGCAGCAGCCCACGUACGACGCCCUCAUAACCACACUUGAGUCUCUGGAGCUGAGCCCGCCAAUCUGGAAGCACACACGCAGGCGCUCGGAAAUUCUCCAUGAGCAGGAGAGCCUGGCUUCCCAGAGAAAAGGAGAGGUCACGCGCUACUUGUCCUCCAUUAUCAAAAGCCCGCUGGAUUGGCUAGCUGAUGACGAUCAGCGCGAGCUGGUCUGGUCGAAUGCUAGUAAACGGAUGACUGAGCGUUGUGGACGCACGGCGAUGGGCGAGGUGGUGAGGCAAUGGCCGUUCAACGAAAAUGAAGAAGGCUCAUUCAAAUUGGUUAUCCGUGAGCCAGCGUUGACGGGCGAUUCGCUGGGUUUCAAGACCUGGGGUUCAUCCUACGUUCUCGCGCGGCACUUGCCACAGCUCGCAACGUCUUCAUUAUCAAAGUUAUUUGAAGGCGCUUCCAGAGAGCGUGUUUUGGAGCUUGGCUCAGGGACUGGAUUGCUUGGAACUGCCGCUGCAGCAUUCUGGGGCGCUCCUGUUAUUCUCAGUGACCUCCCCAACAUAGUACCAAAUUUACGCGCAAACGCAGAGAGCAACACAUCCGUUGUCACUGGCAGAGGCGGGUCUCUCACUGUUGGUCCUCUCACCUGGGGAGGGUCGGGCCAUGAGGAGGUCGAUCAAGAUCUCUUUGGCGAGCCUGGUCAGUUCAAGAUUGUCCUUGUUGCGGACCCCUUGUACGACGAUGACCACCCCCGACUCCUGGCAUCAGCUGUGGCAACGCAUUUGAGUCUGGAUUCGGAAGCACGUGCCGCGAUCAUGGUGCCUCAGCGCGACGAGACGACGAAACGGUUGGCAGCUACCUUGCGGCAUGAGUUGUCAAAGGUGGAGGGAGGGCCGGUUGCGUGCAUCGAAGAGGAUAUUCUCGCAGGGCAAGACGACUGGGGGAAUGAUGACGAUGGGGGCGCCGUUGAUUGCUGGUUGGGCAUUUUUGCGAGGUCGUCACCGGGAAGCGUGGUAUAGCAUGACGCAUCGAGCUGGGCGCGGAGCAAGCGUGGGCACUUCCGACGGGCAGUGAAGCAUGGCCAGCAUGCCGGGCGGUGAGGAGUGCGCAUGUUCAAAGGACGGGGGAUCAGAUGACCUUGAUGGCCUGCGGGCCGUUCUGCUGCCAGGCAGACAUGUGGGCGGCUCAACAGUCGCCUAUCUUUGAGCAGUCUCGACGACUCAAGAGGCUUCAUCACGUCGAUUCACACACUUUCCCCCAAGAGGCUUUCCCCUCAUCUCUCGCCGUCUACGCCGAUCGACACCAUCAUGU
Molecule: messenger RNA, 1461 nt
Organism: Emericellopsis atlantica
Lineage: Eukaryota; Fungi; Ascomycota; Sordariomycetes; Hypocreales; Bionectriaceae
Product: putative methyltransferase-domain-containing protein
Exons: 2
Coding region: 126-1169 (347 amino acids)
Source: RefSeq, a predicted model, not a curated record